Messenger RNA from Papaver somniferum (opium poppy), 2156 nucleotides. RefSeq names its product probable UDP-N-acetylglucosamine--peptide N-acetylglucosaminyltransferase SPINDLY. Lineage: Eukaryota; Viridiplantae; Streptophyta; Magnoliopsida; Ranunculales; Papaveraceae. Gene Ontology annotation, molecular function: protein binding. The coding region runs from base 84 to 2042 and encodes 652 amino acids. The transcript has 11 exons. The record is from RefSeq and is a predicted model, not a curated record.
CUUCUUUUUCUUCUUAUCCCCAGAAAAGAAUCCAUGGCUUUCAACAAUGCCUAGCUCAGUUCAGUACUCAAACAAGAAUUUAAAUGAUUAAAAUGAAUAUCUACUCAUCUAAUAAAGUUGUCAUAGCUGAUCUCAAUAUUGAUCCUCCUGAAAGUGAUGCUGAAGAUUGUCUUGUUAUAUCUCCUCAUUCCCCUCUUGGUUCCGCAAGGAUUGUUAAUGAUGAGAGCAGUACUCGAGGGAAAAUCAACUUAAGUAAUAAAGAGAUUGACCUUACAGAAGAAGGUAAAAAGUUAAGUAAGCUGGGGAGAAGUCGUUCAAGAAAUAAGGGCGAAUUGCCACUUGAUUGUGGAACUGAGGUAGAUGCUGAUCAACAAUCUCAAGGGAUUCCCUCAUCCCGUGAAGACAAAGUUAGCAGCCUUAAGACUGGAUUGGUACAUGUUGCAAGAAGGAUGCCCAGGAAUGCCCAUGCUCAAUUUGUAUUAGGCUUAAUGUAUCAGAGGUUGGGUCAACCACAGAAGGCAGUCUCGGCGUAUGAGAAUGCAGAGGAUAUCCUACUCCACGUUGAGGGAGAGAUCAACAGGCCUGAGCUUCUCUCUUUAGUUCAGAUUCACCAUGCACAGUGCCUUCUGCUAGGAAGUUCAGGUGAUGCUAAUUCAGAGAAAGAACUUGAAGUCGAAGAGCUUGAGGAAAUCCUUUGCAAGUUGAAGGAGUCAGUGCAGGGAGACGCUAGACAAGCAUCUAUCUGGAAUACUCUUGGGUUAAUACUCCUUAAAACUGGUCGCUUACAGAGUGCUAUUUCUGUUUUAUCAUCACUGUUGGAUAUUGCCCCAGAUUACCUGGACGCACUUGCAAACAUUGGAUAUGCAUUCCUUCAAAGUGGUAAUUUGGAGCUCGCUGCAAUCUUUUCUCAAGAUUUAGUUCUAAAAGAUCAAAACCACCCGGCAGCUUUAACCAAUUACGCGGCUAGUCUUAUGUGUAAAGAUGGUUCAAUCGUCGCAGGUGCUGGGGCUAAAGCGGGUGAAGGACCUCCUAGACAUCAAGUUGAAGCUGCAAAUGUCGCAAAGCAGUGUUUGUUAGCAGCUGUUAAAGCUUAUUCAAAAACUGCAGAUGUAUGGUUGAAUCUUGCUAGUGCAUACGAUGUCGCUGGUGACUACAGAAGUGCUGGCAAGUGCUUGGAGAAGGCAGCGAAACUUGAUCCUGGUAUCAUGUCUACUCGAUAUGCAUUGGCCCUUCACCGUAUAAAAGAUGCAGAGAGAUCUCAAGAUCUUACAGAACAGCUAUCAUGGGCUGGGAAUGAAAUGGCUUCAAUUCUUAGAGAAGGUGAUUCCGCAAUAAUUGAGCCUCAUAUAGCAUGGACAGGGCUAGCUAUGGUUCACAGGGCACAACACGAGAUUGCUGCAUCUUUUGAAUUUGGGCACAAAAAUUUGAAAGAGGUGGAACAGCUGGCACUUUACACUAUGAAGCAGGCAAUAGAAGAGAACCCAGAUGAUGGUAUGCAGUGGCACCAGCUUGGCCUUCAUAGCCUCUGCACUUUGCAGUUCAAGGCAUCACAGAAAUUCCUCAAGGCAGCAAUUGCACGCCGAAAAGAAUGCAGCUACGCUUGGUCAAACCUUGGUGUAUCCCUGCAAUUAACUGAGGAUCCAUCACAGGCUGAAGAAGUAUAUAAAAGGGCACUGUCAUUUGCUACACCACAGCAGGCACAUGCAACAUUUUCCAACCUUGGCAAUCUCUAUCGACAGCAAAAGCUGCAUGAACGUGCAAAAGCAAUGUUCGCGAAGUCACUAGAACUGCAACCUGGGUAUGCCCCAGCUUACAACAAUCUAGGUCUUGUGUUUAUUGCUGAAUGUAGCUGGGAUGAUGCAAAAAUCUGUUUUCAGAAGGCAUUGGAGGCAGAUUCUUUACUUGAUGCCGCCAAGUCUAACUUGAUGAAAGCAGUGUCUAUGUCUCGAGUUUAUGCAGCCUUUUCUACAUCUUUGCUUCAAGAUAUGUCCCAUCUGAUGUUUAGCAUGUUUGUUGUUCUAAUACCGUCUGUAAAGUGGUAAGUGUACACCAGUGAUCAAGUCAAAAACAAAAAGUAGGAUAUAAUCGAUUAGGGAUUUGUGUGCAUUAUGUAUUCUCUAGAUUUAAUCUAAUUCAAAAGGUAAAUGCUGAUCUUC